Messenger RNA from Folsomia candida, 2495 nucleotides. RefSeq lists its product as uncharacterized. The coding region runs from base 1575 to 2318 and encodes 247 amino acids. The transcript is spliced from 2 exons. NCBI's taxonomy places the organism in Eukaryota, Metazoa, Arthropoda, Collembola, Entomobryomorpha, Isotomidae. The record is from RefSeq and is a predicted model, not a curated record.
UCCAAAUCAGACAUCACAUCAUACAACAAACGUAAACCAUGAAUUCGAAAAUUAUCGCUGCUUUCCUCCUCGUUGCCGUUUUGGUUGUCAUGACAACCACGGUGGAAGCUCAGAAUUGUCCCGAUGGAAACGGUUGGGCGUGCUGGGCGAAUCGAGGUCGACGUGAUAGCAUUUGCCCAGCGCGAAGGUGGAAUCGCCGAUGGACAAGAAGAGGAGGGUUCCUUGGGUUACAAACCUGUCACUGCUGUGGACGUUAAGUUUAUGCGGGUAAAUAUUUCCCGCAAAAAUAUGUACACUUUAAAAUUAAGUAUAAUUUGAUAAAAAGUAUGGACUUAAGUUCGGGCCAGUUAUGUAAUACUGGCGUUUCUUGUCAAAUAAGAAACGAAAGUAUGUAAAUUGAUAUAUCAAAUUAGAAAUAUAAAUAUGCAAUCAUUAAAAAGUUUUAGCUUCAAAUUCUUAAAAUUAUCCUCACCUAACAAAACAAUGCGGAUGUAUAUCAUCUAAAUACAUAAUCGUAGUCCUUUAGAUCACGUAGGAAUAGAAAGCACUUUAAUGUAGAACAUUUUAUUAAACAAAUUUCCGGAAAUUCCUAUCGUCUCUGCAUGAAUACGCUUCAAACCUGAUGAUAGGCACGUUUACUUUGGGAUUUCACAAUAAUAAACUUACUUGUUUUCAUUUUUUUCUUAAUUUUUCAUAUUUUUCUAUGCAUGUCUUGCGAAUAAUGAAUUGCAUGUAGCAUUAGAAAUAUUGACAAAGUUAAAAGCGCCAUCGUUUUCCACAAGAUCUUCUAUGUAAUCCUAAAUAAAAUAAGUUACUCCAAAUUUUGCUUGAUCACGAUCAUUCAAACCUAUCAAUCCCUUGGAGAAAUAUCCCUGCCAACUUGGCAGGGAUAUUUUUUGGCAGUGCCAAGCCAAAGUUUGAAUCUAAACCAGUGUUUACAUAACUCUAAAUCUGAUUCACAAGCUGAAUCCCUGGUUUUAUUUAAUUAUUCGAGUCAAUGCCUCAUCAAUUUGUUAUGUAAGCUCAAUCGUAGCAACAAUUAUUUAUGCGAAUUCUAGUCGAAAGUAGACACGUCAACAUUAAUCUCGAGCAGCAUUUACCGAGAAGAGUGACCAAGCUAGAUCAUUGGAAUUACCCAAAUGAUCGAUGCCAAUAUUUGCAGAUUAAGUGCAGGAUUAUAUUCCCAAUUUCAAAGAAUUUCUCUUCAUCAUCAUCGCUUCGUUGCUUAAAUUCGCUUAUAUAUUUACGCUUAUGUUUAUUAAUACAUAUAUACACAUUAAGCCGUGAUUAGGCCUUCAAUCAUUUCUAAUCACUAGGAUAAAUAAUAUGCGCAUUAAUCCUAUGGAUUUAAUCGGAGCCAAAAUUUCUGACCCAUUACCCUAUAAAAGUAAACUGUUCUCAUCGCCAUACAUAUUUUCACCGCCAGCGAACAACAACAAUCAAAUAGUAAAAAACAAGGAUAACACCAUGCAGAAAUUGUGCAUCGUGGUACUUAUCAUUGUUACAAUGGUUCACUGCAGGACCAAAGUAUCAGUGUGGGAAAAUCCGGGAUACACAGGUUCGUCUAUUUUAGAAUGCCCCCAUCCACAUUCAAAAUAUCACUUCAACAUUUACUUUCAGGCAGAGGGUCCUAUUUCGACGACCUUGAUGGGUUUCCACAUGGAAAAUUGGGCCUCAUGGCUAAUCUCGUUUCAUCCUUAAAAAUCGAUAUCGGCUCCUGUGUUGAAGCCUAUGAGUACGAUCCACCUGGCGGGGAAUGGUUUUGGACAACAGAAACAGCAAUUUAUCAACUUGACGAUGCCCUAGAUAACAGGAUAUCAAGUCUUAAGUCUUGUGGCAGAUAUACCGUCGAGUUGCACUGCCCAAGUGGCACGUUCGUCAAGAGGAUUGAGUGGGAUGGGAAGAACAGUCUCAGAGGGGGGCUAAAAUUACACUGCGUACCAUACUCUUCUACCACGGUGGUAUCAACACUUAGUCUGCACGAUAGUUUAGCAACGACGCAAGCAAAGGAUUGUUUGGAUGCUAUGAGAGGGAUUCAAUUCAGCAGAUCAAACGUUUUGGAGGUAGAUUACGCUAUGGAGCCGGACUGCAACCCGGGCUAUACUUAUGGAAACAGUAUCUAUUGUGGGAGUGGAUCUGCCCUUAUCGGGGUUUGGAUGCAAGUAGAAAACCGAUGUGUGCUCUUACGUAUAAUGAUUUAUAAAAUAUUUAUAAAAUUCGGACUUGGUUUCAAUUAUUAUGUCGUUAAAUUCCGAUUGAUGAAUUUUAGCACAUUACAUAAAAACUUCAAGAAUUCUCUGCUCCCCAUGGAUCAGUAGAAAUACUAGGGGGUCUGAAAUUGAUGACGUAAAGGUCGUUGAGCCUCUCUAUCGUAGAAAUUUUACAAGGUCGGCCAUUAUCAAUGGAGCUGCAACUGCUGGGCAAGAUGGCGCUGGUGAAAAGUGGCGACAGAUGUUCUUAAAAAUUAAGCCAAAACCGUUGGUCUAAACGCUGAC